CUCAAUUUGUUAGUGAGCCCGCUGCCUGCCCCUGAGGCCACGGGUCAGCCGCAGCUCCUCGAUGCGGCGCACCACACCGGCCAGAAGCUGCUCGUAGUCACCAAUGCCUGAAAUAUACACACGCAGGUGCCUGCACCCCCUUGGCGUGUGCGUGCGGCCUGCAUACUGUCAAUGAGCCGCUGGUCGUCCACACUGGGCUCCAGCUCUCCCAGGUCGGCAUCUCGCUUCAAGUCAUUGAUCUGCAUGCAGUGAGUGAUCUCAUGCAUGCAUCGAUAAACCACCAAUUGCCAGCCAACCAGCCAGAUGGCAGGUACCUGCUGAAUUUUCCUGCGCAGGUCGCGCUCUUCCUCGCACAGACGUGUGAUCCGGGCCUCGAAGUCCUGACCACACACACCGAGACAGACACCCAAGGGCACACCACAGCAGACGCAUCCAUCCAUCCAUCCAUCCAUUCAUUCAUCCCAACAGGGCAGUGAGUGCGUGUGUUGCUUGCCUCGGGCGGCUGUUGGCCUCCCUCCCCCACCCUCUCACGGCCGCCGCACCCAUAGCCGUACUCACUGCCGGCCGCUCCGUACAUGCUGGGAGGGCCGUGUACCGAUUCCUCAACUAACCAAUGCACACAACACACAGAGGACAGCGUUUCUCAGCCAGCAUAUGCAGACGCGGACGGACGUCUCACCCACCUUCACUCUGGUCGUCCGCAUCGCCACAGCCACCUGCCGCACGGCUGUUGCCGCUGCUCCCGCCCGCACCCGCACCCAACUCGCUCCACUCCCCGGUGGACGGCGCAUUGCUGUGGUUGGUUCGGAAGGUGUCGAUGUAGGAUGCGGGCUCUGGUUUUCUGUCGGGGCAGGUGCGCUCGUGCCGCUCCAUCUCAGUAUCAUUCCAGGCCACUGCACCACACACAGACACAGACGUAGACACAGGUGGGGUACGUUUUGCAAUGGAUGGACAUCAUGGACGGGCGGGGGAUGCGUACGUACUGUGAAGGUCGUUGUACUGGCAGUACUUGAGCUGGUCCUUCAUCUCCCGAUACGCCGUGCACCUGUAUUCGUAGUGCCGCCUGUCGCGCACACACACAGACACACACAAAGCACAGGUGCCGAGUGAAUAUUAAGCAUGUGUGCCGGCGCGGGUGCUGUGUGCACCGUAGCUUCGAUUUGGGCACCAGGUGGCCGAAGAAACAUUGUACUUUCUCCUCUGCAAUGCACACAUCCACACGACAGUGAGUGACACCAAAGGGAUGGCAGCGCCUGCCUGCCUGCCUGCAUUCAGCAUGCAGCACACCUGUGUCGAGCUCAUGCCCCUGCUUCUUCGGGCCAAUCUCCACCAUGACCAUGCAUACAUACAUGCAGUACUCGAUCAUGCGAUGGAAAAUUGCAAAGGAUAAUAGAAGCGAUGGACGACUGCACUGCCACCUCCCCUCAUUCUCCACUUGAGGAGGGGAAGAGAGCG
This is a messenger RNA of Vitrella brassicaformis, 1455 nucleotides long. The record is from the annotation of a GenBank genome assembly. Lineage: Eukaryota; Vitrellaceae.